Bubalus bubalis (water buffalo) is the source of this 1514-nucleotide messenger RNA. Its product is annotated as ral guanine nucleotide dissociation stimulator-like. Bases 131 to 1231 code for a protein of 366 amino acids. The record is from RefSeq and is a predicted model, not a curated record. The transcript is spliced from 9 exons. Lineage: Eukaryota; Metazoa; Chordata; Mammalia; Artiodactyla; Bovidae.
GAGCUCUUAGUUAAAAAGGUGACUUGCAUACUACGUAAGGCAUGCUACCAUUGAAAAACCUUUCUAUAAUAGCAACAGUUGAAAGUCAUUUAAAUCGUUCUUUGUCUUCGGUUUCGGUCUUGUCCCACCGAUGUCUGAGCACAUCCCUAAAGUCCAUGUGGGCAUGAUCCCCGAUGUGCAGGUGGGGACUCAGGCAGGCUUUGAGAGACACAUGGAUUCAUCCAGGAUGGAGAACAGGAAACCCUGGAGGGAGAGGUUUUUCAGAUGUUUCAGGCGGUUCAGCACUCAACCCGGAUGCCUCUGGUCCUUUACCAGGAGGUCAUCUAAGGGCUCCUCACAGGACUGCAGACAGGAGCGGGUCCACGGAGCACCCUGCUCCAUCUCCCUGCAUGAGGGGCCGGAGCCCCACACCAGCAACAGAGCCCAGGGCGGGCACAGGGGGGAAAGUGUGUCCACAGGGGACACGAAUGAGACCUACAGGGUGUGGAGUGUCCGGAGACGCCGACUGGAGACGUUGGUGGGCAACCUGGUGCCUGCCUUCCUGGGCGGUGACCCCGCCUACCUCCCCACAUUCCUGGGCACCUACAGGGCUUUUGGCACCACCCAGCAGGUGCUGGACCUUCUCUUCACGAGGUACGGAUGCAUCCUCCCUUACUGCGAUGAGGAUGGUGGACCCCUGCACCAGCUGAAAAUGGCCAUGGCCUCCAUCCUGGGCACCUGGCUGCACCUUUACCCUGAGGAUUUCCAGCAGUCCCCAGAAUUUCCCUGCCUGAAGAUGCUCCUCGCUUACAUAGAGCUCAACAUGCCUGACUCGGACCUGGAGCAGCGAGCCCGCCAUCUCCUGACGCUGCUGGAGACCCUGGAGCCCACUGAGGCCGAGGGUCAUGACCCAGCACCCGCUGGAGAAGAAGCUCCGGAAACAUCAUCAGAUCUCGCGCCAACAGCACCCCUAAUACCUGCCACAGCUCCACAGUCAGAGCAAGCUCAAAGCCCAGCUCCCAUUCAAGUUCAAGGUCUGCAUCAAGUAAACAUGCCAGCUCCGGUGUUAUCCAGCUGUGCUUCCAGAGACCCCAGCAGACCCAGCUUGUGUAGCAGCUCAGGUGCUGGAGCCAGUUCCUCCCCUAACAUCCCUGGAACUGGUCUCAGACCGUCAGCGAGCCUUGCCUUGCCCGGCAGAUGGUGUGCUGCCCCCGUGCCAGCACCAGGCCUGGAGCCUGUGUCUCCACCCUGAUAAUUCCCUCUCUUAAUAUGUGUUUUUUUUUUUUUUUUAUUACAUGUACAAACAUUUUUUCUAUGAGAUAAAGUAAACUUAGAUAGAAAUGGAAUUCUAUGACUUUUUCAAUUGUACGUGUGAGCGGCUUGGAGAACGUUCACUACGUUACAUGACCCCGUCGAUUGUCUGUUUUAGAGCAUCUGCAUCCUAUUUGACACCAACUCUUAUUUUGGGCUCCAAAAUCACUGCAGUGUGUGAUUGCAGCCAUGAAAUAAAAAGACGCUUACUCCUCGGAAGGAAA